Messenger RNA from Portunus trituberculatus (swimming crab), 966 nucleotides. Its product is annotated as pteridine reductase 1-like. Bases 94 to 660 code for a protein of 188 amino acids. NCBI's taxonomy places the organism in Eukaryota, Metazoa, Arthropoda, Malacostraca, Decapoda, Portunidae. The transcript has 4 exons. The record is from RefSeq and is a predicted model, not a curated record.
CUCUUCCACAACGGCAUCCAUGUAAGAGUUGUGGAGCCGGUUAGUGAAUAGUGUGUGAGCAUACUCCAGCACGGAAAGAUCUAUAGACACACCAUGGCGAGUCAGAGCAGUCAGGAUGGCGAGAGGCAGGGCAUCUGUCAAUGGGCCUUGGGACAUGUGGCCAUGGUGACAGGUGCAGGGCAGCGAGUGGGAAAGGCUAUUGCUGCCAGCCUCCACAAGAGAGGUUACACAGUUGCCAUCCACUACAAUGAAUCAAAGGACGAAGCUAUUUCAUUCAUGGCAGAAUUAAACAGCAUCCGCAAGAACAGCGCUUAUGCGUUCCAUGCAGACCUGUCAAGCAAUGUGAGAGAGAGAGCUGGUCAGCUGUUGGCUGAGGUGGUAGAGAAGUGGGGAAGACUUGACCUCCUAGUGAACAGUGCUGCCAUCUACUAUGCAACACCAAUUGCAGAGACAACAGAGGAACAAUGGGAUAAACUGUUGGAUCUAAAUGCAAAAGCUCCAUAUUUCAUGAUUCAGAGCUGGAUCUCAAAAACUCCCCUCGGAAGGGGAAGGAAUGGAGAGGAGAUGGGUGACGCUGUGGCAUUCUUGGCCUCACCCUCAGCUGCUUUUAUGACUGGAACUGGCAUAUCUCCCUCUGGUGGUCGCACUAUUGCUCUGUAAACAUUAAUACACUGCCUCCACACUCUGUAGCUGUCGAAGCUACAUAAAUUGUCUAUUUGUCUUCCACCUGUUACAGUGUAUUAAAUCAUUUUUACUAAUUUCUUUUCCUUCAUCAUUAGUAUAUAAUCAUGGCAAAUAAACUGAAGAAAUGUAGUGUUUUAAAUAAAAUAUCAUGGUUCUGAGCGUCAUGACAUAAUCUUUUAAUCUGAAUAUUGCACCUGAUUAUUGGAGAUCCUAUAUACUUCCAAAAGACAUAGUAGGCCACAGUAUCUUCAUGAGGAAUAAAGAAAUAAACAAAUUGUGCAU